AAACAACCUGAAACGCAGUGAGAAGAACGAUUCUGCUGUCGAUGGAGACACGUCCUCGCAGAUGACACUUGACAACAAAUCCUCCUGUUUGUCCUCCACGCUCCAGUUGGAUGUGAGCCCAGUAAUUACUUCUUAAAUCACUUUAAUAGAUAUGGUGUGCCAGGGGCUCCUCUAGCAGCUAUGUGAUUUCAAAAGGGGAAAAGGAUCACAGAUGUGUGCCACCAUGCCCUGUGUAAGGGUCGAUGGGGAAUAGAGCCCGGGCUUUGUGCGUGCCAAGCAAGUGCUUACCUGCCCCUCACUGAGCUACUCUGCAAAGGUCAAAGGACAUCCAAUACAAAUGCUAAAACUUGUUAGAGGAUUGGUAUCUCUAAAGCUGGAAGUGAAGCGGGCUCCGAGCAGGGCAGGGAGCCCUCAGACAAAGCCAGCGAGGAAAAUGAAGCUCCCAAUCUUCAUAGCAGAUGCGUUCACUGCGACAGCUUUCCGGGGCAAUCCUGCCGCAGUCUGCCUCCUGGAGCGCACAUUGGAGGAAGACGCCCAUCAGCAAAUUGCGAGGGAGAUGAACCUCUCAGAAACGGCUUUCAUCAGGAAACUGCAGCCGACUGACAGCUUCACACAAAGCUCUCGCUUUGGACUGAGAUGGUUUACGCCAGUGAGUGAAGUCCCCUUGUGCGGCCACGCCACACUGGCCUCUGCGGCUGUGCUGUUUCACAAAAUACAGAACAGGAACAGCACCCUGACCUUUGUCACAAUGAGCGGGGAGCUAAAGGCCAGAAGAGCAGAAGAUGGGAUAGUCCUGGACUUUCCUGUCUACCCAACCUUUCCCCAGGACUUCCAUGAAGUUGAAGACUUGAUAAAGGCAGCCAUAGGUGACACCCUGGUCCAGGACAUCCGGUACUCUACAGAUACCAGAAAACUCCUGGUCCGGCUCAGCGAUUCUUAUGACAGGUCCUUUCUAGAGAGCCUGAAGGUGAACACAGAGCCUCUGCCUGCAAUUGAGAAGACAGGGAAGGUGAGAGGCCUCAUCCUCACUGUCAAAGGAGAGCCUGGGGGGCAGACGGCCCCGUAUGACUUCUACUCCAGAUACUUCGCGCCGUGGGUUGGUAUUGCUGAAGACCCGGUGACAGGAUCUGCACACACCGUUCUCAGCAGUUACUGGUCCCAGCAGCUCAGGAAGAAAGAGAUGCGAGCCUUUCAGUGUUCCCGCCGAGGAGGGGAGCUGGACAUUUCCCUGCGACCUGAUGGGCGCGUUGACAUAAAGGGCGGAGCUGUUAUUGUCUUGGAGGGCACGCUGACCGCCUAGAGAUGCUCCUGCUGGGCUUGGGGCCACUGUUCCACAAGUGUCUUCUCUAGAGCCCAGAACCCGACCCAACCCAACUCAACAGCAGAUGCACAGAGCUUGGUUCAGUCGUCGUGUGAACCCAAAAGGGAAGACACCUGAUGGAGGUGCGGUAGUGUCUCCAGAAUCCUUUCCCGAUGGUGGGCUCUGAACUCUGCCUGUGUGUGCAUCUUCAGUCCCCACAGCAGAUAGGGAUGCUGCCCCUUCUUUUGAUCAUGACUGCCAAUCAAAGUGAGAGGUGCACUGAUAAGGAGCCAGAGAAUGCCAUUUCAAUUGAGGUAUGGGUACCUUAGGGCAUUUCACAGCCCUUUAGAAGAAUAAAUAGGUGUGUAGAAUGUUGUGUUGCCAAAAAACAUUUUCUCUCCGCCCCCUAAGGUUCCAAAGACCAACCAAGGCACACCACCACCAAAGCUCCCCUAGGGCACCAAUGAGUUAUCAGACUUCUUUACAGAGCAGAGGUGAAGGUUUCCUUACAGCGGUGUGGGUUCCAUCCCCUAAAAUGUGGCACCAGAAGGGCUUUUACAUAGCAUCAAUGGUGACCUUCCUAUAGUGGCACAGAUGGAGCCCAGCUCCCCUAAUCUCUGCUGGCCUGUGUCCUCCAGCCUCUUUGAGGCCAUGUGCAAUUAGGGCAAUGUUGCAUACAUAGGAGGUAGUGAGUGGCUGGGUUCUCAGAGGAGGCCCCGUGAUCUCCCCAUCCCUCUAUGAGGAGAUGUAAACAGUCGCCAGACCCAGCUGGCAUGAUCUUUGGCAAGUGCGCACAGCUGAACUCCUGAAGAUGGAAGUUGCUUGGCUCAGGGUAUGGUCCUGAGCAACAUGCAAAAGUCCAUCUCCUGAUGUAAUAAUACUAGGAAAGAUGAGGGGGCUGGUGAGAUGGCUCAGUGGGUAAGAGCACCCGACUGCUCUUCCGAAGGUCCGAAGUUCAAAUCCCAGCAACCACAUGGUGGCUCACAACCAUCUGUAACAUGAUCUGACUCCCUCUUCUGGAGUGUCUGAAGACAGCUACAGUGUACUUACAUAUAAUAAAUAAAUAAAUCUUUAAAAAAAAAAAUACUAGGAAAGAUGAGUAGACUGAAAACUGUUGGAGGCUGUGCUGCAGGGCUGGGGUACGUAGGACCGUAUGGGCUGUGAGGUCAGCAAAAUGAAACAGUUCAUGCUGGGGGACAACGUAGAGUAAUUUCAAUGAGCUAAAAAAAAAAGAGUUGGGGGCUUGCUGAGUGGCUGAAACGCUUGCUGCCAAGGCUGACACCCUGAGUUCGAAUCCUGGGACCCAUAUGGUAGAAGCAGAGAUCCAACUCCUACAUGCUGUCCUCUGACCUACGUACACAUAGGUGCUAUAGCAUGCACACAUCCACACCUAUACAUGCAUACCCCAAACAAAUAAAUGUAAUAAAAAUAAUUUUCUUUUUUUUUUCACUUUAUAUGUUGGAUGUCAUCUGUUGUAAUUAUUAAAAAACAAUCUACUCUGUC
Mus musculus (house mouse) is the source of this 2803-nucleotide messenger RNA. RefSeq names its product phenazine biosynthesis-like protein domain containing 1 (gene Pbld1). The transcript has 11 exons. The record is from RefSeq and is a predicted model, not a curated record. Lineage: Eukaryota; Metazoa; Chordata; Mammalia; Rodentia; Muridae. Bases 338 to 1300 code for a protein of 320 amino acids. Gene Ontology annotation, biological process: positive regulation of type I interferon production; antiviral innate immune response; apoptotic process. Gene Ontology annotation, molecular function: catalytic activity.